UUUCUUAAUUUACUGACCAAUAACUCAUGUUGACCCCAAGCCCUUGACCCUGUGACCUGACCAGAGGGAGUGAGGGGCAUUUGUGGGUCCGUAAGAGGCUGUUAUAACCCUGUGCAGCCCCGUGGGUCUACAGGAGAAGCCCAAGAGAUGCCCCGCUGGCCCUUGUGCUGCUAAGAGGCCUGACAGACACCCACGAUGGACACCUUCCGCCUCAAAUCCGGCGACACUGAAUUCAACACACGGGUGGACGCUCUCUUCUCCUCCCUCCAAUCAGCUGCCAAAGACCUCGAACCACAGCUGAAACGGGAGCACGAGGAGGAGGAAGAGGAAGAGGAGGAGGAGGGGGAGGAUGGGAGGAAGAGGCCUUGCUUUAGUAGGCCAAGAGGGCGCCCUCCGCAGUGGCGAGGCAGAGGCGGGGGACGGAGGGGGGCAAGAGGGGGAGGUCCGAGGAAUAGCACCCCAGACUUCGUAAAAAAUCCCCAUAACUGGAAGCGUUACGACAUGCGCGACACCCCAGUGCUGAGUGAUGCUGAGAAUAAGCGAGAGGGUCUUAGGCUCCUCUCUGACCUCAGCGCACGACCCGACAAGACCCAGACUGAGGAGACAACAGAGAAAAUGGAGCUUGACGAGGAUGACCGCCCGAAAGUGAUUUUCAAAAAGCCUGCCAUUCCUCCUCUGCCCAAGAAGGACUCGAAACCACCGAAGGAGAAAGAGGAGGAGGAGGAGAAAGAGGAGGAGGAAGAGGAAGAAGAGGAGGAGGAGGAAGAGGUUCACUACCCAGUCUUAAGCUCAAGGAAGUUCCACAAGCCGGAAUAUGUGGUUGGAAAAGCCAAACCGAAGCCAAAACCGAAGGAGAAGAUCGGGAAGGUUACCAAGAAGAAGGAGGAGAAGAAGGAGGAAGAGGAGGAGGAGGAAGAUGAGGAGGAGGAGGCUGGAGGGAAGAAGAAGGAGGUGAAGUUGAGCUAUCUGAUGUUUGAGGAGGAAGACUGAUACAGAUAGUCACUGAGGAGGAGGAAGAGGACGGAAGAAGAGGAGGAGGAGGAAGUUAAGUGGAGUUAUUUGAUGUUUGAGAAAGAAGACUGAUACACCUUAAGUCACAUAGAAGGAAGAGGAGGAGGAGGAGGAGGAGGAGGAAGUUAAGUGGAGUUAUUUGAUGUUUGAGAAAGAAGACUGAUACACCUUAAGUCACAUAGAAGGAAGAGGAGGAGGAGGAGGAGGAGGAGGAAGUGGAAGUUAAGCAGAAUUAUUUGACAUUUGAGAAGGAAGACUUACACAUCUAUAAGAGGAGGAGAAGGAGAAGAAGAAGUAGGAGAAGGAUUGAUAUAUAUAAGGACAUCAAGAGGCUGCAGGAGUCGAUAUUACCCCUAUAGAAGUGUGUUAAUGUUAAGUUAGCCACACACGCACGAUUCAGAAAGUUCCCGUACGGUCCCCCCUGUGAAAGCUGAACUGAUGAAUGACGUCACAGCUGCCCCACUCACUGUUUUAGGAGGCAAGGUUCAUAAUAGAGUAAAGAGAACAGUUACUAAUGAGUGUGUGUGUGAGUCAGUUAUCCAGUUACCCUAUGAUGCCCCCCUGUGAAAGCUGAACUAAUGAAUGAUGUCACGGCUGCCCCACUCAUUGUUUUAGGAGGCAAGGUUCAUAACAGAGUAAAGAGAACAGUUACUAAUGAGUGCGUACAUGUGUGUGUGAGUCAGUUAUCCUGUUACCCUAUGAUGCCCCCCUGUGAAAGCUGAACUAAUGAAUGAUGUCACGGCUGCCUCACUCAUUGUUUUAGGAGGCAAGGUUCAUAAUAGAGUAAAAAAGAAGAGUUAUCAAUGAGUGUGUGUGUGAGUCAGUUAUCCUGUUACCCUAUGAUGCCCCCCUGCAAAAGUUGAACUAAUGAAUGAUGUCACGGCUGCCUCACUCAUUGUUUUAGGAGGCAAGGUUCAUAAUAGAGUAAAAAAGAAGAGUUAUUAAUGAGUGUGUCUGUGAGUGAGUGAGUUAGUUUAUAGGCAAGGUUCAUAACAGAGUAAAAAAGAAGAGUUAUUAAUGAGUGUGACUGUGAGUGAGUGAGUUAGUUUAUAGGCAAGGUUCAUAAUAGAGUAAAUAAGAAGAGUUAUUAAUGAGUGCGUGUGUGAGUGAGUGAGAUUAUAGUUCUUGUUAUGUAUAGACUCAAGAAUUUGGUUUGUGGGUUUUCGUAUGGAAGAUAGAGUGUGUGUGUGUGUGUGUGUGUGUGUGUGUGUGUGUGUGUGCGCGUGUGUGUGUCAUCCCAUCCUGUACUAAUAAUAUGCAGAGGUAUGUAAUAAAUGCUACGUACCUUACCUGGA
Molecule: messenger RNA, 2306 nt
Organism: Eriocheir sinensis (Chinese mitten crab)
Lineage: Eukaryota; Metazoa; Arthropoda; Malacostraca; Decapoda; Varunidae
Product: ABC transporter F family member 4-like
Exons: 2
Coding region: 196-990 (264 amino acids)
Source: RefSeq, a predicted model, not a curated record